GGGACCGGCAUCUCCCCCAUUGGAGCCUGGGGGGCCCCUCCACCACCACCACCACCCCCAAGCCCUGCCUCUCCUGGCUUCCCGAACGACUGGAGCGACUCCCAGGGAAAGCCGUUGCCAGCCCAGCGGCGGCCGCCGGAGCAUCUCAGCUGCCAGCCCGGCGGGGCACCGGGCAUCUGCGAAGCCAACCUCGCUACUUAGUGGACAUCUCCCGACACCGAGCGACUGCGGCGCCGCCAGGCUUGUGCCGACCCCCAGGCCUCGGAUUUCCGCCCGCCCUCCCCGCCCCAGGGCACGACGCCCGGCUGCUCCGGGCGCCUCCAGCCCCUCGGGCCGCCACCGCCGCGAUGCUGCCCUGGAGACGUAACAAAUUUGUGCUGGUGGAGGACGAGGCCAAGUACAAGGCGAAGAGCCUGAGCCCGGGGCUCGCCUACACGUCGCUGCUCUCCAGCUUCCUGCGCUCCUGCCCGGACCUGCUGCCCGACUGGCCGCUGGAACGCCUGGGCCGCGUGUUCCGCAGUCGGCGCCAGAAAGUGGAGCUCAACAAGGAGGACCCGACCUACACCGUGUGGUACCUGGGCAACGCCGUCACCCUGCACGCCAAGGGCGAGGGCUGCACCGACGACGCCGUGGGCAAAAUCUGGGCGCGCUGCGGGCCGGGCGGGGGCACCAAGAUGAAGCUGACGCUGGGGCCGCACGGCAUCCGCAUGCAGCCGGCCGAGCGCGGUGCCUCGGGGGGCUCGGGGGCCCGCAGGCCGACGCACGCCUAUCUGCUGCCGCGCAUCACCUACUGCACGGCCGACGGGCGCCACCCGCGCGUCUUCGCCUGGGUCUACCGCCACCAGGCGCGCCACAAGGCCGUGGUGCUGCGCUGCCACGCCGUGCUGCUGGCGCGGGCGCACAAGGCGCGCGCCCUGGCCCGCCUGCUCCGCCAGACCGCGCUGGCGGCCUUCAGCGACUUCAAGCGCCUGCAGCGCCAGAGCGACGCGCGCCACGUGCGCCAGCAGCACCUCCGCGCCGGGGGCGCCGCCGCCUCGGUGCCCCGCGCCCCGCUGCGACGCCUGCUCAACGCCAAGUGCGCCUACCGGCCGCCGCCGGCCGAACGAGGCCGCGGGGCGCCGCGCCUCAGCAGCAUCCAGGAGGAGGAGGAGGAGGAGGGGGACGACGAGGAGGAGCGCAAGGGCGGAGGCCCCCAGCGCGAGCGGCCCGAGGUGCUCAGCCUGGCCCGGGAGCUGAGGACGUGCAGCCUGCGGGGGGUCCCGGCGCCGCCGCCACCGCCGCCGCCCGCGCAGCCCCGCCGCUGGAAGGCCGGCCGGGAGCGUUCAGGCCAGGCUCGCUGAUGGCCCAGGGACAGGACCGGCCCUGGGCCCUCCAGACUUGGCGUGUCCAACCCCAGCCCGCUUCUGCUCCCCCGGCACCCCCCGCCGCCUUCACCUUUCUCGCGGUCUCUGUUGUCUGCCCCGCCGGCGCUCCCUUGGGCAGGGGUCCUGGCUGCCCCACCUCAUCCUGGCUCACGGUGGCGCCUUAUUAAGCCCCUGAUUAUUGGGGGUGGGGGAAGAAGGAUGUCUCCACCCCCAUCCGGAGUUUCCUGGGGACCCUCUAACAUGGGCCUGCCGCCUAGCUUUAUACCAAGUCUCCCACUCAGACCCUCCCUCCUAAAACAUGUUCUCAUUCGAAUGGAUGAGAGUUUUCCAGAAAUCUAGGAGGGCGGUGGGCUUGGAUCCUGACCAAGAUGGAGACAGGGAACUCGCUCUUGGCGCCCGAGCCUUCCCCACUGGGAUGCGGAGAGACAUUCUUGAAGGGAAGCCAUCAAGGUGCCUUGAAGAAUUGAGGCAGACCUCUGGCUAGGAGCUGCGGAGUUUCCCUACUUAAGGACAGGAAAGCUGUGGGCCUUAGGUCUGGUCUCUCUACCCCUUGGAGGACUUCUGUGACUUCACUGCUCCGCCUCUGGAGGAGCUGGACUGGUUCUGCCAUCAUUCAGAAGGCCGGCUCAAACCAGGUAACAGCUCUCUGCACCAGGCAGCUGCCCCAGCCUCUGCCCUCCCAACUGGCGCCUUGCACCCCCACGGGACUCCUCGCCCACCCCAUCUCUCUGCAGACAGACGUGUGUGGUCCCUCACUAGGUGCCCCACACCAGGACCAAGAUGUGGUCUCUGAAGGAGGUAAGGAGCACCUUGGGCAAGUGCAUAGAGCACCAACUACCCAGAAAGUCAGGUGCUCCCAGAGCAGGAGGGCCCUAGCAGCAGGAAGGAGGGUGUGGGUCUGAUAGAGGGAGGGGGUCCUGCUCAGAUGUCUCUCAAAAAGCCCAAAGACCUGUGUCACCAACUGAUCAUUGUAAAUAAAGUGGACCUACGUUUUCAGCCUUGCCACCA
Messenger RNA from Echinops telfairi (small Madagascar hedgehog), 2372 nucleotides. It is a transcript of the gene FAM43B, whose product is annotated as family with sequence similarity 43 member B. NCBI's taxonomy places the organism in Eukaryota, Metazoa, Chordata, Mammalia, Afrosoricida, Tenrecidae. The record is from RefSeq and is a predicted model, not a curated record. The transcript has a single exon. Bases 348 to 1340 code for a protein of 330 amino acids.